Episyrphus balteatus (marmalade hoverfly) is the source of this 739-nucleotide messenger RNA. It is a transcript of the gene Max, whose product is annotated as protein max. Gene Ontology annotation, cellular component: RNA polymerase II transcription regulator complex. Gene Ontology annotation, molecular function: protein dimerization activity; DNA-binding transcription factor activity. The record is from RefSeq and is a predicted model, not a curated record. The transcript is spliced from 5 exons. Bases 204 to 698 code for a protein of 164 amino acids. Gene Ontology annotation, biological process: positive regulation of transcription by RNA polymerase II. NCBI's taxonomy places the organism in Eukaryota, Metazoa, Arthropoda, Insecta, Diptera, Syrphidae.
AUGUCAUGUCGUCAUUCGUCGAUUCGACACUGGUAGUUGUUUUGUUGAUAGAUAAUUAAUUUUCAUAAAAAUUGCAUUUUAAUUUCUUUCUUCUGUCAAUUGCAUUUUUAACAUUGAAAUUAAAAACAAAUAAAUAUAAAUUUUAUUUAAAAAUCUUCAAGAAAUCCCACUUAAUAAUAAAAUUCACAAAUUUAUUUAUUAAUAUGAGUGAUGACGAUAGAGAAAUUGAUAUAGAAAGUGACGAUGAUAAUGAUUCCGAUAGCGGACGAAUGCAACAAAGAAAUGCUGGUGCACAAAAUUUCACACAGGCAGAAAAAAGAGCUCAUCAUAAUGCCCUUGAACGCAAAAGAAGAGAUCACAUAAAAGAUAGCUUUACUUGUCUCCGUGAGGCAGUUCCAUCAUUGCAAGGCGAAAAAGUAGCUAGCAGAGCACAGAUUCUGAAAAAGACUGCAGAAUGCAUUCAGAUAAUGCGAAGGAAAAUUCACUCCCACCAAAAAGAUGUCGAAGAUAUCAAGAAACAAAAUGCAAUAUUAGAAGCGCAAAUUCGUUUACUGGAAAAUGCCAGAGAUGGUAACUAUACACCUUCGAGUGCAUCGAAAUUACACGUUAAACCAGAGGUCCACUCUGAUAGUUCGGAUGGUGAAGAUCACGAUUUCAGGCGUCGGAGUAAAAAACUGAAAACAUCCUAUCAACCAUAGGCUGUGCUUUUUAACUUAAAUUAAAAAUGAUUUAUCUAUUA